UGUCACUCACAGAUCCAGCAUACAACGAUGACACAAAAGUGACAGCUCCAUGUGGUGACAUUCCCAACAUGCCCUUAAAGGUACAGUGUGAUUUGUAGGAAGAAAACACCUCACUCUGCAGUAGUAGUGAAGAUGGUGUCUGGCAGUGGAGUUCAGUGCAGUCGAUCACUACCUGGGUGUCUGGAUAGUCCUUGAACUCCGGUGGCAGGUGGGCUUUGAUGGUUUCCUUGGGGAUCCAUAUCCGUGCUGAUCCAAGCAGACAGUAGAGGAAGUUGGCCCAAGAGAUGAUAAUCCGGCUCACUGUCGAUUGGUGAAUGCUGAACCGAUGGGCUAAAUCCUUCUGCUUCAGACCCAGAGACAGAUGAGUCAUAAACAAGAAGAACUCGUCGAUUGAUGGCAGUCUGAACGUAAAGAAACCCAUUUUAGUACAAUAGUCCUUAUAUUCGGUUCAUAACAAAAAGUAAAUACUGUUUAACAAUUACAGUAAGAUCAUAUAAUGUACUCUUUAAGUAUUUAAUGAAGUUGUCCCUUCCCGGUUUUCUUCGAGUAACAAUUGUUUCAGAUGGAUUGGUGCUUGUGAUUCUUAUAAACUUGGUCUCUGCUGCCCGCUCAAUCAAGUGCCAGAAGGCCAUCAGAAAGUGUCAUGGAAUCUUGAGUGACCACAGAGAGUCAACGCCUCAUUUGGAUUACAUACUGAGAUGGGCACUCUUGUCAGUCUGUAAUUUGGUUGGUUUACCAUGUAAUGCCUUAAACAGACACACAGUUCUGCCAUCAGAUGUCACACUGUAAUGGAAAACUAAUGGGAUAGGCCUUGGUGUGUUGGUUAGGGAGUAUGCCUCCCUUUCCCACCUCGAUAAGCAGUAUUUUGGAUUCCCGGGAGAUAUCUUGAUGCGGAUGCUCAAGCUGGUCAUCCUGCCCCUCAUCAUCUCCAGCAUGAUAACAGGAGUGGCCGCCCUGGAUUCGGAUGUUUCCGGAAAGAUAGGUUUGAGGGCUGUGGUUUAUUACUUAACCACCACCAUCAUUGCAGUCAUUUUGGGUAUUGCAUUGGUGAUAACCAUCAAACCUGGUGUCUCUCAGAAGGCAGAAAACAUCGACAGGACAGAGAUCACACAAAACGUCAACACUGUCGACACACUACUGGAUCUUGUCAGAAACAUGUUUCCUGAAAACAUAGUGCAGGCUUGUUUCCAACAGUACAAGACAACGCGCAAAGAGUUGGAACCCUCUAAAGUGAAGGAGAACACUACAACCACAAUGUUCCCUCCUCUCUCUACCACUGUCAUGGCAACCAUUUUCCCCCCAGAGAACAUCACCAAGGACUAUAUAAUAGUUGGGUCAUAUUCUGAUGGGCUCAACGUGCUGGGCCUCAUCGUGUUCUGUGUGGCGUUUGGCCUCGUCAUCGGCAAGAUGGGUGAAAGGGGACUCAUCCUGCUGGAGUUCUUUGAUGCUUUAAAUGAGGCCACCAUGAGGCUAGUUCAGAUUAUCAUGUGCUAUAUGCCAGUGGGGAUACUCUUCCUCAUUGCUGCCAAGAUCAUCGAGGUAGAAGACUGGGAGAUCUUCAGAAAGUUGGGCAUGUACAUGGUGACAGUUUUGAGUGGCCUAGCUAUCCAUUCUAUUGUUUUUCUGCCGCUGAUCUACUUUGUCAUUGUGAGGAAGAACCCGUAUACCUUUGCCUUGGGGAUGGCUCAGGCACUGGUCACUGCUCUCAUGAUCUCUUCCAGCUCUGCCACCCUGCCUGUCACCUUCCGCUGUGCCGAAGAGAACCUCCGGAUCGACAAGAGGAUCACCCGCUUCGUGUUGCCCGUGGGCGCCACCAUCAACAUGGACGGUACAGCUCUCUACGAGGCUGUCGCUGCCAUCUUCAUUGCCCAGCUCAACGACUAUGAUCUUGACGUGGGUCAGAUUGUCACUAUCAGUGUAACAGCAACAGUAGCCAGCAUCGGAGCCGCCGGUGUACCUAACGCUGGUUUUGUUACCAUGGUGAUUGUGCUGACUGCCGUUGGACUACCGGCAAAUGAUGUCACUUUAAUUAUUGCUGUGGAUUGGCUGCUAGACCGCUUCCGCACCAUGAUCAACGUGCUGGGAGAUGCUUACGGAGCCGGCAUCGUUCAGAAGCUGUCCAGGCGGGAGCUGGAGAGGAUGGACGGCACCUCGGACGUGACUAACCCCUUCGCCCUGGGGACCACGCUGGACAACGAGGAGUGUGAGAAGAAGUCCUACGUCAACGGCGGCUUCACCGUCGACAAAACCGACGCCAUCUCCUUCACCGAGACCUCCCAGUUUUAGGGGGGUGGGCAAAGAAGUGCCAAUGCUGCUAGAUGUUUAGCCUGGUUCUAGAUCUGUGACCAACAUUAAUUAAUCCUGUUGAUGCAGGAUUACUGCUGGAGGAUUAUUUUCCUGCUGCAGCACACUGGCUCAAAUUAAGAUCCUACAUCUGUAGCAAUAUCAGCCACCACCAUCUUGAUUCUCUUUCCAGCACUGUCCCCGAUGAUCAGUAUGUUUUUUAACCACAAGUGGAGAUCCUCAGCAGCCCUUAAAAUGAGCUGGGCUGUAUCUGAAAUGACACCCUAUUGCUUAACUAGUGCACUACUUUAGACCAGGGCCUAUGUAGAGAACGAGGUGUCCUUUGGGAUGAACCCAUGCUCUCUUUUACCAAAAGAGCUUCCAUUGUUAUGUUGACAUAGUGCCGACAAUGUACACAUUCACUUUUGAAUGAAUCAAUACUUUUGCUAUUGUUUUUACAUAGAGGGAGCAAAUGAGACUACAAGAGCCAGAGCUUUUGAAAUGCAUACCUACAGCGCGUGUGGGUAACUGAAAUAAUAUAUCGCCGGACUGAGCUGUGUAUAUGUAUUGUGAAAAAGAGCAUGGAAGAAGAACUAUAUUCUUGAUGUUCAAUACACUGUAUAUUGCAAAGAUUCAAACAUACUUUGUUUGCUUUUCAGAAGCAAAUUAUUUUUGUGUGACUUUUUUUAUUUCUUUUUGUCCAUUUUUGUUCUGGGGGGGUUAGAUACAAAAAAAACAAUAAAAGAAAUCCAUACAAAGACAACCCCAACCCAUUCCCCCCCUUAGUCUCCACCCACCUGCCCGCAUUCUCCCUCCCCACUCAGAAAGCAUGCCUCCCACCCCAUCUAGCCCUCCUCCUGAAGAAAGCAUGCCUCCCACCCCAUCUAGCCCUCCUCCUGAGGAAAGCAUGCCUCCCACCCCAUCUAGCCCUCCUCCUGAAGAAAGCAUGCCUCCCACACCAUCUAGCCCUCCUCCUGAAGAAAGCAUGCCUCCCACCCCAUCUAGCCCUCCUCCUGAAGAAAGCAUGCCUCCCACCCCAUCUAGCCCUCCUCCUGAAGAAAGCAUGCCUCCCACCCCAUCUAGCCCUCCUCCUGAAGAAAGCAUGCCUCCCACCCCAUCUAGCCCUCCUCCUGAAGAAAGCAUGCCUCCCACCCCAUCUAGCCCUCCUGAAGAAAACAUGCCUCCCACCCCAUCUAGCCCUCCUCCUGAAGAAAACAUGUCUCCCACCCCAUCUAGCCCUCCUGAAGAAA
Messenger RNA from Oncorhynchus nerka (sockeye salmon), 3533 nucleotides. RefSeq names its product excitatory amino acid transporter 3-like. Gene Ontology annotation, molecular function: L-cysteine transmembrane transporter activity; glutamate:sodium symporter activity; L-glutamate transmembrane transporter activity. The transcript has 13 exons. Gene Ontology annotation, biological process: L-glutamate transmembrane transport. Bases 889 to 2286 code for a protein of 465 amino acids. The record is from RefSeq and is a predicted model, not a curated record. Gene Ontology annotation, cellular component: plasma membrane. NCBI's taxonomy places the organism in Eukaryota, Metazoa, Chordata, Actinopteri, Salmoniformes, Salmonidae.